AUGAGCGCUAUUUGUGAGUAUUGGAUCGCACGUUAUCUGGGUGUAUGUAAGGUGAUGCUCAAUAAAGAGUAUCUAUUCGAAACACCCUUCUCAAUGGAUCUCUGCUAUGAGUGGAAGUUGCAUAAACUCGGUAUCUGUUCGUACAGUCUGAUUGUUGCUUCAGUGUUGACACUCUUAACAGUCAUCAAUCUGCUCUUUCUUCUAAGCGUAUUUUUCAAAGUGCAAUCGCCGACAUCACCUCGCCGUGGUUAUUUACCAUUUGCUUUUGUCGUUUCAUGUCUGCUCAAUCUAUUUCUAAUAUUUAUACCGAUCGGUUAUUUUCUAUACGAUCGACUCAACGUGGAUGCACGUGCAGCCACUGUCACGAUCGUACUCACGACGCACGCUUGUUUCUGGUCAAUUCUUCUUUUGAUAAGAAUUUUGACACGGAAUCGUAUCGAAACACCGUGGCCAGUGGUAUUCUCUGAGCUGAGUGCUGUGCUCAUGGCCAUUGUACCGAUGUUUUUUUGGAAUUCGUGGUUGAUGGUUACGAGACGAACGGUAAUUUUCACACUAGGCAUGGUCAAAAAUAUCCAAAAAGAUGGCCAUAGUACUACCGUAUAUAUGGCCAAAGAAGAGCGUUCUCUUGCAAAUACGAGUGUUAUUCUGCCUGCUGUUGCUUAUCGUUGGCCGUGUGAUCAACUGGAUGGUUUGUCGUAUGGAUAUCCAAAUAUCUAUACGCUUAUUAUCGUCUCUACCCUUUUGAAAUUUCUUCAAGGAAGUUCAGUGAUGGGUGGAUGCCUCUAUACUUUAAGGUCUUACCUUUGGAUACCGAUACAGCAGUAUACAACUUUUGAGAUUCAGGUCGAGCUUUUUGAGCAUUUGCAUAAUCUGUCGCUUCGUUGGCAUUUAUCACGAAAAACUGGUGAAGUUCUCCGAGUUAUGGAUCGUGGUACAAAUUCUAUUGACGGUAUUUUGAAUUAUGUUCUCUUCACGAUUCUUCCAAUGUUAGCCGAUGUUGUAAUAGCGAUAAUGUUCUUCUUCGCGAUGUUCGACUGGUAUUUCGGUGUUAUCGUUUUCGUCACCAUGUUCAUUUACCUUUUUGUGACAGUAUUGCUGACUGAAUGGCGUACCAAGUUCCGCCGUGAUAUGAACGAACGCGAGAAUCGAUCGCGCACAAUUGGGGUUGAUUCAUUGCUGAAUUACGAAACAGUCAAAUAUUAUAAUGCCGAACAGCUUGAAGUGAAGCGUUUCGCUGACUCCGUUCGUUGGUAUCAAAAAGCUGAAUGGGCAUCAUCUGCGUCAUUGUCGUUGUUGAACUUAUGUCAAAAUGGUACAAUUGCAAUCGCUUUGAUGAGUGGCACUCUACUGAUCGCCUAUCUUAUUUCACUCAAAGACAGUCCACUGACACCUGGCGAUUAUGUACUCUUCACCACCUACAUGCUACAACUUUAUACUCCGCUGAAUUUCUUUGGCACUGUUUAUCGUGUUAUUCAACAAUCGUUCAUUGAUAUGGAGAAUAUGUUCGAGUUAUUGGAUGAACAAGUGGAGAUAGAAGACGAACCAAAUGCGAAACAGUUAGAAGUACAUGACGGUUCAAUAGUAUUCGAUAAUGUUAGUUUUGCGUACACUUCUGACAGAACGGUACUCAGUGGUAUUUCUUUUACAGUAAACAAAGGAGAAACCGUUGCUUUGGUUGGUCCAUCGGGGGCUGGUAAAAGUACAAUAGUGCGCCUAUUGUUCCGUUUAUUUGACGUAACGGAUGGGAGAAUUCUUUUCGAUGGCCAAGAUAUUCGUCAUGUUAAGAUCAAAUCUCUUCGAAAACACAUCGGUAUCGUACCGCAAGAUACUGUACUCUUCAAUGAAACUAUACGUUACAAUAUUCGGUUCGGUGAUCCUGAUGCUAAUAAUGAACAAGUUGAAGAGGCGGCGAGAAUGGCCGAAAUUCACGACAAGAUCAUCUCAUUUCCACAGGGUGAUCCAAGGUAUGAUACAAUGGUUGGUGAAAGAGGUCUAAAAUUGAGUGGUGGUGAAAAGCAACGAGUUGCGAUCGCACGUACUGUGCUAAAACAGCCACAAUACAUCCUGCUCGACGAGGCAACCUCAGCGUUAGAUACAGCAACAGAACGAUCAAUUCAGAAAUGUUUGAAUGAGAUGUGUCAAACGAGAACUACGGUAAUCGUAGCACAUCGCCUAUCAACUAUUGUGAACGCAAACAGAAUACUGGUUAUCGAUCAUGGACGUAUUGUCGAAAAUGGAACUAAAGAAGCUGAAGAGGAAAUCCAAUUGUCUUGA
Anisakis simplex (herring worm) is the source of this 2274-nucleotide messenger RNA. NCBI's taxonomy places the organism in Eukaryota, Metazoa, Nematoda, Chromadorea, Rhabditida, Anisakidae. The record is from the annotation of a GenBank genome assembly.